AGUCCGCUGUUGCUGCUCCGCCAGCGCACACUGCCUGCCCUCUUCACACAGACUGUUGCUCUACGAUAUAUUACUCAUAAUAAUGCACGGCCAUGACACUCUGCUGCUUUUCUUGACUUUUAUUUUCUUUCGCAUCGGACUGAAGGCAACAUCAGCGCAAUCUGCCAUGUACGAGACAGAGGUAGUCGUACCGCAGGAGCUGCGGCCGGACGAGGUGCACCUGCUCCAGGGAGCCUACAGGUGGAGCAGGGGUCGCAGACGACGCUCGGACCAUCAGCAGGAGGACCACCUGUUUCUACGGCUGCCUGCUUUCGGAAAGGAGCUUUACUUGCAGCUCCAGAGGGAUGACUCUUUCCUGGCUGAGGGGUUUGUGACGGAGGAGAGGAGCGAGGAGGGCAGCGUUCAGCAUGAGCCUGUUCUAAGGGUCCGACAGUGUUUUUAUACCGGAGCCGUUCUCAAUCACACAGACUCAUUCGCCUCAUUGGAUGCUUGUGGUGGACUGACUGGCCUGGUUCAGACUGAAGAGGAAAGACUGUUCAUCGAGCCAGUGGGCCAGGCCGCGGAUUCUUUCUCUGGCUGGGAACACCGAGUGAUCCGGGAAAAGCAUUCUUCAUCGGACGGACCUGCGACUGCCGAAAACAGCAGCCCGAAGUUCUGCCAAACCAUCCAAGACAAGAAGAAGGAGAAAAGGGCAAAUGGAGCAGAGGAGGUGCGUGGCAGGAGGAACGCCAUCAGGCUGAGCAGAGAGUACACUGUGGAGACGGUCGUGGUCGCCGAUGCUAACAUGGUGCAGUAUCACGGAGCUGAGGCAGCUCAACGCUUUCUGCUCACCGUUAUGAACAUGGUGUAUAACAUGUUUCAACACCAGAGUUUGGGAGUGAGGCUCCACAUCCGGGUCACCAAGUUGGUUCUCCUGCACACCCGUCCAGAAAAGCUGAAGGUGGGCCAUCAUGGAGAAAAAGCCCUGGAGAGCUUCUGUCUCUGGCAGCAUGAGGAAUACGGCGCACGAUACCUGGGAAACAAUCACGUUCCUGGAAGCAGAGAUGACCCUCCUCCUGUGGAUGUGGCUGUGCUUGUUACCAGAACAGAUUUUUGCGUCCACAAAGAUGAGCCUUGUGACACAGUUGGAAUCGCUUAUCUGGGCGGCACCUGUAGCUCCAAGAGGAAGUGUGUGCUGGCGGAGGACAACGGACUCAACCUGGCCUUCACCAUCGCUCAUGAGCUGGGCCACAACAUGGGCAUGAGCCAUGAUGACGAUCACGCCACCUGCACGGGACACUCUCACAUCAUGUCCGGGGAAUGGGUCAAAGGUCGCAACCCCAGUGACCUCUCCUGGUCCAGCUGCAGUCGUGACGACCUGGAGAAGUUCCUCAGAUCAAAAGCAAGUGCCUGUUUGCUGCAUACCGACCCACGUAACCGCUACCUCAUCCGUCUGCCGGCCAAGCUGCCCGGGAUGCACUACAGCGCUGACGAGCAGUGCCAGAUCCUGUUCGGCACCAACGCUACUUUCUGCACUGAUAUGGAGCACCUGAUGUGUGCUGGUCUCUGGUGUUUGGUGGAAGGAGACACGUCAUGUAAAACCAAACUAGAUCCACCGCUGGACGGCACAGAAUGUGGGGCCGACAAGUGGUGCAGGGCUGGUGAGUGUGUCAGUAAGACGCCCAUCCCGCAGCAUGUGGACGGAGACUGGAGUCCGUGGAGCACGUGGAGCAUGUGCAGCCGAACGUGUGGCACAGGAGCGCGUUUCAGACAGAGGAAAUGCGACAACCCCCCGCCCGGUCCAGGAGGGAAGUACUGUCAGAAGGCCAAUGUGGAGCACAAAGUGUGCGAAGGGCCACCGUGUUCGAAGGGUCUGCCCACAUUUAGAGACCAGCAGUGUCAGUCUCAUGACCGGCAGGCCAGUAAGAAGAAAAGCCAGAUGUGGACAGCUGUGAUAGAUGAUGAAAAGCCAUGUGCUCUAUAUUGUUCACCCGUCGGCAGUGAUGCACCGGUAUUAGUGGCAGAACGUGUGCUGGACGGAACGCCAUGUGGACCUUACGAGAGCGACCUGUGUGUGAGCGGAAAAUGUCAGAAAAUCGGCUGUGACGGCAUCAUCGGCUCCUCUGCAAAAGAAGACAGAUGCGGCGUCUGCAACGGUGACGGCAAAUCCUGCAGGAUCGUCAAAGGAGACUUCAAUCACUCCAAAGGGAUGGUCCCUCAUAGCCUUUGUAAGAAGGUUUCUACGUGUGUGAUGUCGAAACCCAGAGCUGUUCUCAAGUGUUUCUCAUGUUACAUCGAGGCAGCUGUCAUUCCGGUGGGAGCUCGGCGAAUCAAAGUUGUGGAAGACAAACCGUCCCAUAGCUUUCUGGCUCUGAAGGACUCCAGCAAGCGAUCCAUAAACAAUGACUGGAAAAUCGAGCUGCCAGGGGAGUUUGAGCUUGCUGGCACCACGGUCCGCUACGUGAGGAGAGGACUGUGGGAAAAGAUGUCUGCCAAGGGACCUACUAAGACUCCACUCCACCUCAUGGUUCUGCUGUUCCACGAUCAGACGUAUGGGAUCCAUUAUGAGUACACGGUUGCCCUGAACCAGUCACAGGAGAACAUCAGUGAUCCGGUGAAGGAGCCAGAACACAUGUACCUGUGGACUCACAGCAGCUGGGAGGACUGCAGCGUGCACUGCGGAGGAGGGGAGAGAAGGACCGUGGUCUCGUGUAUGAGAAUCGUUAAUAAGACCAUGACUCAAGUCAACGACAGCUACUGUCAGGUGGAGAACAGACCCGCGCCUCAAAUCCGCCGCUGCAACAUCCACCCCUGCCAAUACAGGUGGGUGACUGGCGAUUGGUCUCAGUGUUCAGUAACCUGCGGGAAAGGCUUGCAGCAGAGAGAAGUUGGCUGCGUGUACCAGCUGCAAAAUGGCACGUACAUCCCCACCAGAGACCUGUACUGUCUGAGCUCCAAACCAGCCAGCGUACAGCACUGCGAGGGACGCCACUGCCUCACUGUAUGGGAGGCCUCCGAAUGGUCCAAGUGUUCCUCUGAAUGUGGUCGCGGCAGCAGGAAGAGGACAGUGACCUGCACCAAUCCUCAGGGUCUAUGUGAUCCCGUGUCUCGUCCCGCAGAGGUGGAGACGUGUGAGGAUCACUCCAAAUGUUACGAGUGGAAGACCGGCGAAUGGUCCAAGUGCUCAUCAUCCUGUGGGCGGGGCUUGCAGUCCAGAGUGGUCCAGUGCAUGCACAAAGUGACCGGUCGCCAUGGCAGCGACUGCCCAGUAGUCCUGAAGCCCACCGCAUACAAACAGUGUCAUCUUGGGACGUGUAAUGUGAAAGUCAACGUGAACACCAUCACCUCCCCUAGACUGGCUGCAUUGACGUACAAGUGCACAGGGGAUCAGUGGGCGGUUUACUGCAGGGUGAUCCGAGAGAAGAACCUGUGCCAGGACAUGCGCUGGUACCAACGCUGCUGCCAGACCUGCAGAGACUUUUACACCAACAAAAUGCCCCCUAAGAGUUAAUGACCCUGGCGCUCCCACACAUAGAGGUUUAUUUUUGCCUUCUCCAUUUGUACUGUCAAAAAUAAUGUUUUAUAUUCUUAUUAAAAAUGUUAUUACGUGAAAAAAAUGCAAAAUGAAAGCAGUGGAACAGAAAUUUCCAGCAGAACACACUCUAUGCAAGUACGUAAACGUGACCGUUUUUUUUAAACUAUGCAUUAACUGCAUCACCCCCCUGCACUGAGUAUGUACUUGCAGUGUGUUAGCCAAGCGUUUGCGUACUUGCAUUACGUUCGGUUCUUGUUUUCGGACUUGAAGGUUUCUUGUUUUGUCAUGUUUUGCUGUAAUCCACACUUUGGCCCUGGAAGUGAUUCCUUCAGCAUACUGACCUGCCUGUUGCACUGUGGGUAAAACUCAUUUCACCAAAAAUUGCUUUCUUGAGGCCACUGGUUGGCCAAUAACCAAUGGACUUUGUAACAACAGCUUAUUGUUUUAUUUUUUUCCACAUCUGUAUCAACAAUAUUUUGUCUUGUUUUUGAUUUUAUUUCUUAUUUAGUAUUAUAAUUACCUGUGUUGUUAUAUUGGCUCUGUAACCAAAACCUAGUGAGCUUUCCUGCUCCUUGAAUCUCAGUUGAUUUCAAUAGUUAGAAUUGGCAAUAAUGCAUGCAUGCAAUAAUAGCAUAAUUAUAAUAAUCUAUUUUUAGAAGAAUGCAUAUUUGUAAUAAUAGAUUAGGCAAUGCAUUAUGGCAUCCAUGAUUGUAUAAUACCUACCAUAAUGCAUAACAUAAUUUAGCAUAAUCUAUUAUUGCAUGCAUGCAAUAACAGCAUAAUCUAUUUUUAGAAUAAUUCAUGCAUGCAAUAAUGGCAUAAUUUAUUUUUGCAUGCAUGCAAUAAUAGCAUAAUCUAUGUUUAGAAUAAUGAAUGCAUGCAAUAAUAGAUUAUGCAAUGCAUUAUGGCAUGCAUGAUUCUAUACGACCUACCAUAAUGCAUAAUUAAUUUAUCAUAAUCUAUUAUUGCAUGCAUGCAUGUGGCAAUGGCAUAUUCUAUUUUUGCAUGCAUCCAAUAACAGCAUAAUCUAUUUUUUAAGAUAAUGCAUGCAUGUAAUUAUAUAUUAUACAAUGCAUUAUGUAGUGCAUGGUUGUAUAAAAAAAACAGACAAUGCAUAACAUAAUCUAGCAUAAUCUAUUUUUGCAUGCAUGCAAUAAUAGCAUAAUCUAUUUUUAGAACAAUGUAUGCAUGCAGUAAUGCCAUUAUCUAUUCUUGCUUGCAUGCAAUAAUAGCAUAAUCUCUUUUUGCAUGCAAUAAUAGAUUAUGCAAUGCAUUAUGGCAUGCAUGAUUGUGUAAGACCUGUCAUAAUGCAUAACAUAAUCUAGCAUAAUCUGUUUUUGCAUGCAAGCAAUAAUAGCAUAAUCUAUUUUUACAUUAAUGCAUGCACGCAACAAUAGAUUAUGCAGUGCAUUAUGGUAGGUCUUAUUCUCUGCAUCUUCAGCAAAAGAAGUCAUCUUAGAAGGCAGCAUAAUCAUGCUACCUACCUUUUUGAACAGCUCUCACACUGAGAGCCUUAAAAUACUGCCUACAUAGGCAGCUCACUAGGUUUUGGAAAAGAGCUGAAGUAGCUUGUGUUAUUUAAUUCAUCAAGAGCCAUCGCGAUGCAGCCAAGCUGAUAAUAAGUGACACAUUUGAAUAGUUCUCCUCUUUAAGGUUUAUGUACUUUACAUCAAACUGUGGCUAAUUAGUGACUCUCUCAGAGAGGACACAGAAUUUCACCUUUGUUUCUCACAGUGAUCAUAUUUACCACGCUUUCUAUGUGUUUUAGAAACUUGAUGUGUUUCAUAUAUUUUAGCAUAGCAAAGUACAUGAUCUCCACUGCAUUGUAAGAAGGUGAGUCUCCAUUGGGCUGUGCUUCAUUAGUUUACCCCAAAAUGAAAAUGUUGCCCUUAUUUAGUCACCCUCAUGUCAUUCUGAACCACUAUGCUGAUCUUAUGGUGCUUUUUGGUCUUUCUUGAAGCCUAUAUGCUUUUCACAUUAUAUAAAAAAUUGCAUUAACAUACUUCAAAGAAUCUCUUUUCAUAUUCCUCAAUAUAAAGAAAGUAAUACAGGUUUGGAAGGACAUGAGGAUAAAUAAAUGCUUUUUUUUUAUUUUGGGGUGCGCUGUUCCUUUAAAGGCACAGGUCGUUUAUGCGUCCAAUGUCAGAAUCAUCUAUUAUAGUCUGAUGGUGCUGCAGUGCCAUAUUUAAUGCACUCAAAACACACUAAGAGCUACUUUAGUCUUUUUUGCUUGUAUAUCUGAUUCAUUUCUCAUCAGUAUGAGAUAACAAUGCCUUCCUUUAAAAUCAAAUUAUUAAUUGUAGUUCUUACUUUGUGCAAUUUUAUUUGACAGAAUUUUAGAAUAAUAGCACAAUCCAUAUCUCGUAAUUAAGAUCUAAAUGCAAUUGAAAGAGUUUACAAGGUACUUCGCAGUCAUGAUGUGUUGAGUAAAUGUGAAAUUUUAGGUUUGUACUUCAUAAAACCCCCAAGGCCGAGGGUGACACUGCAUAUGUGUGCAUGAGAGACUCUGUUUCAAAACCUAUUCGCGAGCUACCUUUUAAGACAGCAACCUCACUAGUAACCAAAUUGGCAUGCACUUCAAAGGCAAUUGAGGUAAGCGCAAAUGCAUAGCAUACAUAUUGACCUUCACACACCGUUGAUGCCUGUAAAUGCUCACUAGGUUUUGGAACAGAGCGUAUAUGUGUGUGUUCGAGACCUUGGCUCCCAAUGCACAAGGUCACAACAGGUGCUAGACAAAUUUCACUACUGUGAAAUUCAGCAGUUUCUCCACGUUUUGUUCUUGUACUUUUGUAUGUAUUUAAAUGAAACGUUUUUUUUUUCUAAAUGUUUGUUAGGAUUAUUUAAUACAUAAUGUAUCUACCUGCUUCUGUAAGAACUAUUUGGUGCAUCAGCUUCAUGUUCCAGGUAUGGUGAAUAUUACAUCUGUAUUCCAGUACUGUAUGUCAGUAGUUGCACACGUGAUCGGUACUUAAACUGCCACUUCUUCUGAUGGUGCUAAUUUGAACAUUUCAGACUGUUCAUACAAAAAAAUGUAAUAAUAAUAAAUUUAUAUCCUGUAUUAUGA
Molecule: messenger RNA, 6578 nt
Organism: Labeo rohita (rohu)
Lineage: Eukaryota; Metazoa; Chordata; Actinopteri; Cypriniformes; Cyprinidae
Gene: adamts17
Product: ADAM metallopeptidase with thrombospondin type 1 motif, 17
Exons: 24
Coding region: 83-3490 (1135 amino acids)
Biological process (GO): proteolysis; extracellular matrix organization
Cellular component (GO): extracellular matrix
Molecular function (GO): metalloendopeptidase activity
Source: RefSeq, a predicted model, not a curated record